AUGUCAAUAGCGCAGUUGCUCAGCGCAACUGCCCAGAGGCUCUUUGAAGGUUCUGCGUACUGCUCUCAAUUUUGGUGGAAGGCAGGUUGCAACUCCAUGCCAGCACAAACCUUGAACGUGUGCGCGUUCUUACAAACCAGACUCAACUUAGCUGGGACCUGCAGAUUUGGUGGGCACUGGCAACCGUUUCAGUGAUGUUUACGUAAGCAUGAAUUCAAUAAGCCUUUCUCGCCCCCUCUCGACGACAGCGAGCCGUUGCCCGGAAUCACCUUUUUACCGAACCGACUUCUAGAAGGCCCGUUCGGUCCUCGGCCAAAAUGGCGGCUGGGGUUUUGCGUGUGGCCAGGAGAUGCCAUCUCUCCCUGCAAAACGUCGAUGCAACUCAUUGGAGAAGGCGAGAAAAUUGAUAGGCCCCCAACCCUAGUCUGCAAUUAAAUUGCAAAUUUUGCACAUGCCCUUUCCCCAUAUACAGUAUUUCCCUUCAGACGAUACUGUACGUAACUGCCGCUCCAUUCUGAUAGCCAAUAUUUCUUACAGCAUAGCUUCACUGUAUGCAAAGACGCGAGAGAGUUCUCAUUUGCGAGAGAGCGCACCUCCUCCCAGGGGGCGGUCUCUGGAUCAAUUUCUUGUACAAAUGCAAAAUUGAGCUGGUUAGAAACAGAUCAAGUCUUGCCUUGCCAAUCAGCGCGCCGCUCCGCCGCCCGCCGUCGCCCACCCGCCUCAUGCGCUGUAUUUCGCUGUCACACCUACCGCCGAAACAGUAUAAAUAGUGCGGGUGCUCCUCCAUCUACCCCUCUCCCGGUUAACUGUCUUGGUUAAAGCCUUGAUUAAGUGUAGUAUCUGUUUUAUCUAGUGUAACAGCUAGAUGCGUCUCCACAUGGAGUCGCGUUUUAUGUUACAACUAUUUUUCUCGAGGGGCGUCGUUUUUGAUGGAGCUUGCUUCGUCGCGGCGCCGCGCUUUGCCCUGGUAUUGCACUAGCCUCCAGGUUUUGCAGAGCACCUCUUCCCCCCAUCGAACUUCCCGUAUGGGUUGUUUCUGUUUUCAUCGACUUCUUGUUUCCGGCGGCGCUCUUCUCUCGUUUCUGUUUGUUUCUCUCUUUCAGGUUCGCGUCAGUGCCGCAGGCGGCCUCGCGCUUCUUGCUGCGUCCGUAUCCGUUCGGAAGGAAAAUAUAUCAUGUCGCCGGGGUACCUCGUGACAUUUCAAUGCCAUGUCCACGCUACUCUCCCCGAGGCCGUACAUGUUUGUUCCACAGCUUUCAGACGAGUACAACGGCGCUUACCGAUGUGACAUCCAGCCACACACUCAAUUCUUCGACGGCAACUGCAAUCAGCGUCAGGCAGGAGGUGAAUUAUUAAAGGAGUCUGCUACAGCUUCCGGUAAUUUCAUGGCUGCUGCGGAUUAUGAAGCUGCCUCACCGCUAAUAUCUUUUCCUUCUGUUGUCUCAUUGAGGUUGUCCGUAAAGUCACGAAAACGCGUGAUUUGGUGGCGUAUUUGCUCGGAUUCUCUAAACGCAAAUUUUCAGACAACGCGUUUGGCAAAACUCACAGAAUACCGAAAACUGGGGGCAUGUGAGUUUUCCACGAGUUUCUCAUCUGCCUGAUCACGACAGUGCCGGAUCGACCCGUCUUGAUGGAAAGCGAAGUGGGUUUUCCGCUCUUUUCAUCAGCACGAAGGAGUCUCAGACUGCACGGGCCGUACCGGUUUUCGUCAUGGACGCCCGUAUCUCUUCAUCUGCGCGGUCCAUCAACGGAUCAAAGCGCGACAGGAUCUGCCACAGAUGUCGUCGAAGCAACCGCGAAUGAUAGACAAGUAGAAGCUUCUAAAAAGCGGUCCUCUCCAAACGGCCCCCCUCAGCCUGUGAAGAAGACGAAACACAUCGCUCUCUCGACUGAGAACCAUUCUACUGUAUCCUUGAGGCGAGCUACAAUAUUCGCUACAGCGAGUAUUCGCGCAGGUACACGUGAUCCGUCGGGCGGCACAACUAUGUACCAGACUUGCGUUUGUUGCGGGCAGGUACCUUGCUGGAGGUCAGUCCGCAAAACUCGUGGAAUUUUUCAAUCUCGGGUUUACUUUACGUCCAGCGACUUUGUGGGCAAGUGGAAAAAAACAACACGUUAUUUUUACGGACAACCUUAUUGUAAACCAUCGCCUAUUAUUCUUUGCUA
Chondrus crispus (carragheen) is the source of this 2166-nucleotide messenger RNA. RefSeq lists its product as hypothetical. Bases 1 to 195 code for a protein of 64 amino acids. The transcript has 2 exons. The record is from RefSeq and is a predicted model, not a curated record. Lineage: Eukaryota; Rhodophyta; Florideophyceae; Gigartinales; Gigartinaceae.